This is a messenger RNA of Stereum hirsutum FP-91666 SS1, 492 nucleotides long. RefSeq lists its product as uncharacterized. The coding region runs from base 1 to 492 and encodes 163 amino acids. NCBI's taxonomy places the organism in Eukaryota, Fungi, Basidiomycota, Agaricomycetes, Russulales, Stereaceae. The transcript has a single exon. The record is from RefSeq and is a predicted model, not a curated record.
AUGACCAGCGAUAACCCCAACCAACCCUCCCGGAGUGGCCGAAGCACCGGCCACCGCGUCACCCCAGUCCACAAACCACAUUCCUACCCUCCCCGCAACACCACCACCAACGAUACGAACCAUACUCGCGAUCGAUCCUUCGUCGCGGCAUCGUCAAUUACCACUACCACCGCAUCGCAGCGCACUUUCCAGGACUACUACGCCCCGACCCGCGAAUCCGAAACGCCCUCCGAAACAGCCCACCGCGUCUCCCGAAACUUCCUCUUCCUCCCAGAAAAUCAGCGUCCCAGAACCGACGAAGAAGCAGCGGCGUUAUUGAGAAGGUGUGGGCCCACGUCGAUGACGACUGGGCCUUUGAGUUUUGGUGAUUUUUGGCAGUCGGUCGUUGCGCAUCCGGGAUCGGGAGGUGGAGAGGAAUAUGCGCCGACGGGGGCGCAGAUGAUUUCGUUGUGGAUCGGUUCUUGUUUGGGGCUCUUGGAACGAGCGGAGUGA